Molecule: messenger RNA, 2344 nt
Organism: Rosa rugosa (rugosa rose)
Lineage: Eukaryota; Viridiplantae; Streptophyta; Magnoliopsida; Rosales; Rosaceae
Product: septin and tuftelin-interacting protein 1 homolog 1-like
Exons: 1
Coding region: 152-2143 (663 amino acids)
Biological process (GO): spliceosomal complex disassembly
Cellular component (GO): U2-type post-mRNA release spliceosomal complex
Molecular function (GO): nucleic acid binding
Source: RefSeq, a predicted model, not a curated record
UAAGAUUUUCGUUGUUUCUUCCCGUUCUCGACCAGAACCUUCCCUCAGACCAAAAAAAAAAGACCAGAACCUUCCCAGUUGGGACAGAACCCUAAUCCCCAAAUCCAUAGCAAUCCCUAAAUCCUGAAAAAUAUACCUUUGGCUGAUCAUAAUGGAACAAGACUACCGCGGCUCCAGAAAACGCAGGAGACAAGACGGCAACGUCGAUGACCUCACCAAGGCAUUCAAUUUCAACAAUGGCGAUGGCCUUGGUCUCACUGCUGGAAUCGGGAUGAAGAUGCUGAAGAACAUGGGCUACAAAGGAGGCGGUCUUGGCAAGGACGAACAGGGAAUGCUCAACCCCAUUCAACCCAAAUUGAGGCCAAAGAAUUUGGGCAUGGGCUUCAACGACACCAAAACCAAGCUGCCCAAUUUGCAAGAAGAAUCGGAGGCUGAUGUUCCUCCGCCCACCACCACCACCACCAUGCCAACUUGGAAGAAGAACGUAAUUAACAAGCAGCAGAAGGAUUUCUGUUUGGCAGAGUUCUUGGCCCAGAAGAUGGAAGAGGAACAGAAUGUUGAGGCCGUCGAAAAUUCGGAGAAUUUGAAUGCGCAGGAGGAAGAUGGUGAUGAUGUUCCGAUGCCCAAUUUGAACAAUGAGAUCAGUGCUGUUUUGAACCGACUGAAAGAAGCAAAUUCCAUGGGAGAAUUGACACUGGAAGCGCUGGCCAAGGAGUUUGGUGACAUUCGGAGGGGUUGCACUGACCAUUGUAAGUUAAUUAACUUGUCUCGAAUUGUGUUUUCAUUUGCAAAGCCUCUGUUUAACAAGAUGUUUCAGGGUUGGGAUCCUCUGCAGAAUCCAUGGCAUGGUUUCGACAUUGUGUCCACCUGGAAGGGUUUGCUUCAUGGAGAGGGGGAGAGAGAGGAAUGUUAUUAUACCCAAUUGGUUAAAGAGGCUGUGUUAUCUGAGGUGAGGAUGUCUGGCCUCAAUAGUUGGCAGGCUGAGGACCCCGAACCAAUGCUCAUGUUUUUGGAGUCUUGGAAGGAGCUACUGCCCACUUCUGUUGUUCAUGACAUAUUGGAUAUGGUGGUCUUGCCUGAAUUGAAGGUUGCUAUACAGUUGUGGGAACCAAACUUGGGAACUGUUCCUAUUCAUUUGUGGGUGCAUCCAUGGCUACCGUUACUGUUUGAAUUGGGAGACAAGUAUCAAUUGGAGCUGGAGGAGUUGUUUGGAACAAUGAGGUUGAUGUUGUGUGAUUUUCUUAGCUCAUGGCACCCGAGAGAUGGGUCUGGUUAUACCAUAGUGUCACCGUGGAAAGCGGUGUUUGAUUCUACCACUUGGGAACUGCUUAUGCGUAGAUAUGUAGUUCCCAAGUUGGAGCUUGUGCUACUAGAAGAUUUUGAAGUGAACCCUUUAAAUCAGAAGCUUGAUCAGUUUAAUUGGUUCAUGAGGUGGGCUUCUGCUAUUCCUAUGCAUCUGAUGGUCAAUGUGAUGGUCAAGGGCUUCUUCCCGAAUUGGAUAAAGGGUUUGCAUUUCUGGUUGAAAGCCAAUCCCAACUUUGAAGAUGUUGCGGAUUGGUAUAGGGGUUGGAAGGAACUUAUCCCCAAAGAGUUUCAUGCGAAUGAAAGUAUUCGUUGUCAGCUUGAGCGUGGUCUUAGUAUGAUGAACCGGGCUGUUGAGGAUAUGGAGGCUGCUCAAGCUGAUUUGAAAGAGAAUUUUAGGGUAGUUGAAAAAAGGCAGGGGAAAGCAGUACCAGCAGCCCAAGCAAACUUCGGCGGCCAAACCAACAUGGAUGGCAUUGAUCAUGAGAUGAAUUUGAAAGAGAAUGGUAAGAUUGAUCAAGUGCAAUUUGAGGCAAAGAAGAGAGCAGCAGCUUUUCUAGCCAAUGCGAAAUUGGGCAGCACAACUGACGUGGAUGACAUUAGUCAUCGAAUGACCCUGAAAGAUGUUAUUGAAGCUGAGGCGCAGGAACAUGGCUUGCUAUUUAGGCCUAAACCUGGGCGAAUGUUUGAUGGUCACCAGGUAUACGGCUUUGGUAACAUAAGCAUAAUGGUGGACUUUCUAAAGGAGAAGAUAUAUGCCCAAACAGAAGCGACGUGGUCUCUUGUGUCCCUUGAGAGGUUACUUGAGUUACACAAGAACAAGGAGACGAUGAGUUUCUGAACGAGGCCUCUAAACACUUGGAAUAGGAGGAACUCAGUUUUUGUCGACACCAGCAUAGAUUAAGAGCUGCUCGUUUAACAUGGUGGUGUAAAACCUACAUAAUAUGAUAAUGCUUUCGUAAUUUCAAAUGAUUUUGGAGUGAUUGUGCCCUGCCUCUGGCAAAUACAUGAGAAUUGAUUAACUGUUUACAUUAUUUGGUUU